Molecule: messenger RNA, 2452 nt
Organism: Hypanus sabinus (Atlantic stingray)
Lineage: Eukaryota; Metazoa; Chordata; Chondrichthyes; Myliobatiformes; Dasyatidae
Gene: wnt6b
Product: wingless-type MMTV integration site family, member 6b
Exons: 4
Coding region: 1043-2104 (353 amino acids)
Biological process (GO): neuron differentiation; cell fate commitment; multicellular organism development
Cellular component (GO): extracellular region
Molecular function (GO): cytokine activity; frizzled binding
Source: RefSeq, a predicted model, not a curated record
CCCCUCUUACUCUCUUGACUGACACAUAAACAGCUUUCUCUCUCUCUAGCUGGGGGCGACGUCAGCGGGGAACGUAGGACGAGUGAAUGUGUGGGAGAACAAAGUGAUUGUUCGCUCGCUGCCAGAGUAUUUAGCAACAUCCGAGAGAGGUGCAGAGGCUCAGCGAACAGGACGCCGCUAACUCUGGGAGAACCCGCAACUCCCUUUUACUUCGCUGCGUUUAACCGCCCCCCAUACUUUCUUUCACUUUCACGCCGCGACUGACUGUAAUUUGUAUUAUAAUCUGUUCCUGCCGAGAAUUUUUUGAUCGUCGAUUUCUUUCAGCUCUCUUCUGCACGCAUCUGCUGGUCCAAUCCGCUUGGAAAGUCACUAUUGAUGCGAGUGGCGAAUACCGAACAUAUCCUUGCAAGGACGGGCUAUUGGUCUAGUGUUGGGGUAUGAUCGCAGCCGGGACAGAGUGACCGCAAAUCCCUUUCCAUCAACUAAGAGAACCGCGCCGACCUCCCCCUAAACUGAAUCAAGUUCCCCAACGCUUUCAAAUCUUCGAUCAAGUCAACCUUUGGAACCGCCAAGAAGGUUUGAGGUCUUCAAGCGGCGCGAGAGUUUCUGAAUUAUCUUUAAAUUAGCUCCCACCUUCUCUGGAAGAUUUCAGAAGGCUCUUCUCGCGUGGGGCUCCCGACUCUUCAUCGCCUUCUCUGUGUCCGGCACCUGGUUCCUAAUAUCUCCAAGCUUUUCCACAUCGGUUCCAUGUUGACCAAGAUCUGUCUUCCUUCCAAUGAGAACACCCUCAGAACUCCUCCCCAGAUCUCAACUCAACGCGCCUCCACCAUCUCGGCUCCUCAGAGCUGAGGACCCCCACCGCCUCGAGAGACCCAAGUCUCUGGAUCUCCUGCCCGGGACGGUGCGAAGACAACCCCUCUCCCAGCCCACGCCCCCCUUCUGCCUCCUCACCCGCUCUUUCUGGCUGCGAACAGCGUCUGAUCGGCCGAGAGGCGGCGGCUUGUCGAGGCUGGUCCUGAGCUCAACAGCGCCCUGAAACAGAAUGGAGCCGGUGUCCCGCGGACAACUCGCCCUCUUCUUCUUCCUCCUCUGCCCGGCCAACAUCAUCAGUCUCUGGUGGGCAGUGGGAAGCCCACUGGUGAUGGACCCCAACAGUAUCUGCCGCAAGACGAAGCGCUUGGCUGGCAAGCAGGCCGAGCUGUGCCAGACAGAGCCUGAGAUCGUGAACGAGGUGGCGAAGGGUGCCAGGCUGGGCGUGAGGGAGUGCCAGUACCAGUUCCGGAGCCGAAGGUGGAAUUGCACGAUCCACAAUAAAUACUUUGGAAAAAUCCUCCAGCAAGAUAUCCGAGAAACGGCCUUCGUCUACGCCAUCACCUCAGCUGGAGUGACCCAUGCCGUCACCCAGGCCUGCAGCAUGGGUGAGCUGCUGCAGUGUGGCUGUGACCGCUCCAGGACCAGGUCACCGCCCGUGCCCACUGCGGGUUCCAGCGCCGAGGGCGCCGCAUGGGAGUGGGGCGGCUGCGGAGAUGAUGUGGAAUUUGGCUACGAGAAGUCCAAGCAGUUCAUGGAUGCAAGGAGGAAGAAGGGCAGGAGUGACAUCAGGACGUUGGUCGACCUGCACAACAAUGAAGCUGGGCGUCUGGCAGUGAAGAAUUACCUGAGAACUGAGUGCAAAUGCCAUGGGCUGUCUGGCUCUUGCAACCUCAGAACCUGCUGGAAAAAGAUGCCCAGUCUCCGAGAGAUUGGGAACAGGCUGCUCGACCGCUUCAAUGGGGCCUUCAAGGUGAUGGGGGGCAAUGAUGGGAAGACCCUGAUCCCAGUCGGCCAGAACAUCAAGACCCCCGACAAGCUCGACUUAGUCUACUCGGCCAACUCGCCUGACUUCUGCCUGCCCAACCGCAAGACGGGCUCGCCUGGCACCAGGGGAAGGGUGUGCAACAGCACAGCACUGGACCUGAGUGGCUGUGACCUGCUGUGCUGCGGGAGGGGCUACAGAGAUCAGACCGUGGUCCUGGAGGAGAACUGCCUGUGCCGAUUCCACUGGUGCUGCGUGGUGCAAUGCAAGAAAUGCACCGUCCACAGCCAACUCAGCCUCUGCUUGUGACUGGGGUGGAGGUGGGCUAGUAAGAGUUUGGAAGGCCAAAGGGUAGAAGUGGUUGUGGAGCACCACCCUCGCCGAAUCUCCCCACUCCUUACCCUCUCACCCGAAGUUGAGACAAUGCGGGAGGAAGUCACUGGGCCCAUUGGCCCACCCGGCCCCAUUCACUCCCGCCAUUGGGCAUCCAACUUCUCCAUCCUCAGGGCACGCUUGGGGGCCAAUCCAAAUCCAGCAGACUCUUCCUUUUCUUCAUGGGUGACCCUUGACCUUCCACGGUGCCUUCCCCAUAACUCACAAUUCUUACCAUAUGCAAAAGUGUUUAAAGGAUGUUAAUUAAAGUCUUUUUUGAUUGCC